Hippocampus comes (tiger tail seahorse) is the source of this 3618-nucleotide messenger RNA. It is a transcript of the gene fgf11a, whose product is annotated as fibroblast growth factor 11a. Gene Ontology annotation, molecular function: growth factor activity. Lineage: Eukaryota; Metazoa; Chordata; Actinopteri; Syngnathiformes; Syngnathidae. The transcript is spliced from 5 exons. The coding region runs from base 860 to 1609 and encodes 249 amino acids. The record is from RefSeq and is a predicted model, not a curated record.
GUCUAUAGUGCAUACCUGCCAGCUAGCGCCUCCCUCUGCUCCCGCACCUCCCUCUCCCCCCGUCUCUCUCUCUCCCUCUCGCUCUCUCUCCCCGCGUCUCAUUCCACUCAUUCAUCCCUCGUUCUGCCAGCUGCAAGGCAGCGAGCGCGGCUGAAGGACACGGCGCUCCGCCCGCACUCGGCGGAGGGACUUGGAAAGCUCGAUCCAACAAUGGGGGCGUAGAUACCCUCAGCGCUCCUCUUCUCAAGCCCUUCCUUUGGGUUACACUCUUUGAAUGUCACCGCUGGAAGAACGCUCGGAUGGAGCGCUCGCACGUCUACUCACUUGCCCGCUCAGGAACGCAGGACGGCAUGAAGGACUCGGAAAGAGGGAGUAAGUCAGGCAGCUUCCUCCUUUCGAGCUGAUACCUCAGGUCUGAUCAGCUUCUGCACUUCUCGGACCGACGCCGUCAACGUGUCCAAACGGUGACAGGAGGACCGUUGACAGUCAAUCUUGAAAGAUUCCGCGAUUGGUUCAAAUGUUGGAGUCAAAGUUCGCCGGCGCUGAAGGAGACAGGGGCUGGAUUGGAGUGGAACUGAUGUAUUUGUUUGGUUAAGAACAUGAACCAUCCAAACAAAAGAACGCAAGCGAAGCCAUUCGGGGCUCACCAGAUUGGAAUCUUCAACAAGCUCCCGUUUCAGCUGGGCGAUUUUUGAGAGCACACCCCUUUCUUGCCUUCCGUCCAUUUUCCUUCAGCUCAUCGGCCCAAGACAACCGCAGCGCUGUUCCGUCGCCCUGGGUGAACGGGCAGGGGGGUGGCCCGCGGUACCCCCCAAGAUCUGGGCGCCAGUGGGCCGCCGGCAGGGCCCGAGCUGGCAAGAUGGCCGCCCUUGCCAGCUCCCUCAUUCGGCAGCGUCGGGAGGUCAAGGACCCCCAGACCAACCGCCAGAUCGCCAGCAAGCGAAAGCCGUGCCCCAAAAGCAACAAGUCGCUCUGCCAGAAGCAAAUCCUCAUUUUGAUAUCCAAGGUCCGAUUAUGCGGCAGUCGCGGGAGAAAAAUGGAAAAAAGACCAGAGCCGCAGCUGAAGGGCAUCGUCACGCGCCUGUACUGCCGCCACGGGUUCUACCUUCAAAUGCUGCCGGACGGCACCAUGGAAGGCACAAAGGACGAAGGCAGCUCCUUCUUGCAGUUCAACUUGAUUCCUGUGGGCCUCCGCAUCGUGGCGAUCCAGAGCACUAAGACGGGGCUCUACGUGGCCAUGAACAGCGAGGGCUACCUCUACACUUCGGAGCACUUCACGCCAGAAUGCAAGUUCAAAGAGUGCGUGUUUGAGAACUACUACGUCACCUACUCGUCCAUCCUGUAUAGACAGACGCAGUCGGGCCGGGCCUGGUACAUCGGCAUCAACCGGGACGGCCAGGUCAUGAAGGGAAAUCGCGUCAAGAAGACGAAGGGCGCCGCACAUUUUCUACCCAAACUCAUUGAAGUGGCCAUGUACAGGGAGCCGUCCCUCCAUGACGUCGCUGAACAGAGUCCGCCUCGGAAAACGCCCAAGACUUCCAGUGACUCGCCUGUGCACCAGAACGGCAAGAAAGACCCUCAAAGCAAAACCAAAACCUUGUCGUCCUAGCGCUGUGAGAAACGGGGCCGGGAUGAGGAUGGACCCCUGGAGGACACCCGAACAGGGUUGGACACCGAAGAGAACAUCCUCCGCAUCUACCUUCACAUCCUUACCUCUGUGCGAGUAUAAUUUGGGAAGCAAUAACUCCAUUAAGAGGUGUGGCCUUCUUGCCAAAAAGCACUGUGGGGUUGUUUUUCCCCAAAGUCGGUCCAGCAGCUGAGCAAAAAGUCUUCCUGGCAUUUAUCAUAACGGGUGCAAAGGUGGAAUGCUGAUUUGAUUUGACUGGUUCCAUCAGCAUCUUCCAUUAAUGUCAGCAACUUUUUAAGAAGCCCCGUGUGUGUGUGUGUGUGUGUGUGUGUGUGUGUGUGUGUGUGUGUGUGUGUGUGUGUGUGAGAGAUCUUCCAUUUACCACUGGUGUGAUUUGAUGAAUUUGUGACUUGUACUAAAUUUUUCACUCAACAUUGCUCAUGAUGUUGAUCACUACGUGUCAACCUUCCCACCUAAAAAACACUGACAAACACACACCAAAUGAAUAUCCCCCCUAAAUAAUGGCCAUCGAUCCACUAAUGUUGUGAAAUUACAAUAAUACCAAAAAUGAUGUUGCUCUUUACACGAGUAAGCAUCUUUUCUCACUUUUAAGCAAGGGAGAACUGAAUAUAAAGACCGUAAACUUUCAAUUCAAUGAACCCAUUUAAUGUUACCGUCAUUGUUACAUUUGUUCCAAGCCGGUAAUUGUCGAAACGCCACUUUCGCACCCGGCGGAAACGUUUUAGACCUUAAUUAAAUCGCUAAAAAGAUCUUCAGGUUGCCAUGUUUGACCAAUCAUCCCCUAUGGAUCACGAAGUCCAUUAAAUGUUUGACUAUUCUCCACAAAGUAAUUACACAAAUGUUUAAUUAAACACCGCCGCUGCUCGAAUAGAAUUAAGACGAUGGGCAGGAUUUGCUCGGGUGGAGGUGCGGAAGAUUUAACUGUGAAAUAGAAAAUAAAAAAAUCUUGGGUAACUACUUCAUUCUAAGGGCUGGGACGUUUCUAGGUUGCAAUAUUUAUUUAUUCAUUUUUUUUAGAUUUGUUUUCAGGGUUAACUCUAGAGGCAAGAAACUGCAAAGGACUGAUGGCAGCGGUUGAGUUUUGAAAUGGAGUAUGCGUGGAUUUGAGGCUUGAAAAGGCACGAGAUGAGGUGGAACGUUUGAGGGAGGUCGCAUUGUGGACGUUGUAGCUAAAACAUGAUCUCUUGGUUUUGAUGCCGAAAAACAAAUCCAGUACAGUGGUGCCUUCGGAUACGAGUGACCGGACUUAAAUAAAAGCAAAACAACAGAGGCUUUGAGCUGUUUCAUGCCACACCCAAUUGAAGUUUUUCCACAUGAAUUACACAUGUACUUAAAACAACAACAUAACACAAAUCCGCUAGCUUAGGGCUAAUGCUAACUUAGGGCUAAUGCUAACUUAGGCCAUGAUUGGCUUAUGAGGCUGAAGGAGUGGACAGUCCUAUUGUAUUCUUUAUCCUCUGCAAAGAACUACAUGAAUCCCACUUGAGUUCUAGACAGGACAUCCCCCAUUGCAAUCUGAUUGGCUCCUGAAUCCAGGCAAGAAAAUCAAGUGCAAUUGGCCUUCAUACUCGUGCCAGGUGGCUAAGGUGGAUGAAUUUCCCUUUCCAUCAUUUCCACCCGUUACAACUGGGAAAGAGGAGUCGCAAUUUCACAAAACGAAUGAAACUUGUAUCUCAAGGCACUGCCGUAUCACAAAUAUCGCACACAAGGUUUGCAUAUCUGCCUCGAACAUGAAAGCGUCGAUAUGGGCUACAAUUGCGCAGCACUGUAAUCUCCUCCCUGGGGAGUCCCUCACCUCCAUGAGGUGCUGACCACCGCAGUGAGGGUCAUCCCAGGCUGAGAGAGAUGCUUCCACAGCCCUGUCACUAAAACUGGAUGUGGCAUCCAUGGAUACUGUAUGAGGUGGACGUAAUUUGUGUGUUUGAGAGAGUCGGUGGAGGAAGAAUCAAUGAGUGCGAGUGACUGGCCCA